Molecule: messenger RNA, 3179 nt
Organism: Daphnia magna
Lineage: Eukaryota; Metazoa; Arthropoda; Branchiopoda; Diplostraca; Daphniidae
Product: germinal-center associated nuclear protein-like
Exons: 11
Biological process (GO): mRNA export from nucleus
Cellular component (GO): transcription export complex 2; nucleus; cytoplasm
Source: RefSeq, a predicted model, not a curated record
CCAAUUCAAUGUUGUAUACGACCCUGGUAGUGACAAUGGACACUAGUUCAAAUUGUCAGCCGAGGGAGCAGAGAGCCGAGGCCCGACCUAGUCCGGCUUCGUCUGCACUGCAGAGAGCAUCCAAGAGCCAACACACACACAGAAAGAAAAAAAAGAAAAUAAUAAAAAAACAAAACACUGUUUCACACACUCUAAAAGAUAAAAGUUUCAGCUGGUUCCCUUCCUUAGUGUCUUCCCGUUUUCGUCAAAGCAGAAUGAGAUCCCAAAGCAGAAAACAAAAUGUUCAUGAAAGUGUCAACAGUAAAAGUGAUGUUGCUAUUGUCGCAUCAGAAGAUUCGGAGUCCAUCAAACUGUCACAGAAAAAAAGUCAUAAUAUAAUCAACCUUGCCGAAGGACUGCCAAUGCAGAUUACUAAGGAACAGUUAAAAGCUAUCCUCUCCCAGCCAGCCAGCAAUGUUGCCGACAAAGUUGUGCUGCUUGAUGCUAGAGACAGGCUUGUUCGUUUAACGAGAGAUAUAAAAGGCAAAACUGGUAAUACAAAAAAAGCUAUCACCCUCAGAGGUACUUGUCUAGAUAUGUGCCCAGAAAAGGAAAGAUAUUCUAGAGCAGAAAAACAUAGACUUGCAUUGUUUGAAAUGCUUGUUUCUGAUGAAAAGGAUUAUGAAGUUGAUCACAGACUGGCUGUAAAAGAAUAUUCCAGGAGUUCUGCUGACCAGGCUGAACCAUUGGCACAUGAACUUAGACCACUUCCUGUCUUACAAAUGACAAUGGAUUAUCUUAUUGCUAGAAUUGUUAAUCGUUGUGAUAAACCUGGUGAAAACUUGGCUGAAUGGUUUAAUUUUUUGUGGGACCGAAUGCGAGGAAUAAGAAAGGAUAUAACUCAACAAAGCUUGUGUGAACCAGGAUCUGUGGAUUUGGUUGAAAAAUGUGCCCGUUUUCAUAUCCAUUGUACAGCUCGAUUAUGUGAGUUGGAUAUGCAAGAUUUUGACCAGAAAAUCAACGACGAAAAUCUUACGAAAUGCUUACAGACUCUGAAGCAUAUGUACUACGACCUGUCUGUGAAAAAUAUCUUCUGUGCGAACGAAGCGGAAUUUAGAAGUUAUGACGUCCUCUUACAUUUGAACGACGGUGAAAUUCUCAGAGAAGUACUGCAGUUACGUGCUGAAGUUCGCGAUUCGCAUGAAGUGCGAUCUGCUCUUGAGUUUGUCAAUACUUUGAACAGCCGAAAUUACGUUCGCUUCUUCAAAUUAGUCAAAUCGAAUCAAGAUUAUUUACAGUGUUGUCUACUUCAGCGCUACUUCAAUCAAAUGCGCAAUCAAGCUCUUCAGAUAAUGUUGCAAGCAUAUGGACCACCAAAAAAGGCCAAGUAAAUGAAACUGAAUAGUUUAGUAAGCCUACUGGGUUACGAAGAUGAGGAAGAAGCAGCGUCUUGGUGCGAAUGUCACGGACUGCCUCUCGACUUCGAAAAAAAUACAGUCAAGUUUGAUCGUUCGAGUUUCAUAGAACUUCCCGAAAAAUUCCCUUCCAUGCGACGCUCUUCCAUUAUCGAAAGUAAACGAACGUCUUUGGUCAGCAAAUGCAUCGCGAAAAACGAUGUGCCAGAAGAUCCCACUUUACAUCAUACACCAUGUAAUAGUUUCGAUAGCAAUGGUGUGUUGCUUCAAGAAGCAUGGUUAGCUGAAGAUCACGAAGAACUUGUUACCACCAUAGCCCCUCCAGCUGUUCCUCCGACCACUAAAUCACCUGCUUCUAUCUCCAUUUUACCGAAUUUGAUAGAAAAUAUUUCCAUUAGGAUUCACAAUGAACUGAUUAACACAACAGUAUAUGGAAUUGCCAAAGAAAUUGCUGUGCAAGUUGCCAUUCAAAACGCUAAAGUACAAACCACCCAUCGGAUUUUCAAACAGUGUUUGGAUGACUUUGUUAGCGAUUUUUGCUCGGAACUUGUCAGCGAAGUAUUAUUUGAAAUGCAAACUGCAAAAUUUCAAGAGCAACAUAAAUUAGACGUGGAACACAAAGUGCGUCACUUCUCUGUGCAGAUUUUUGGUGACAUUGUGGAAAACGUAGUCUACGAUCAAGUGAAAACCCUUUGUAUUGAAGAAAUUCAAAUGGCUGCUCGUUUACAUGAUAGCGCCAUGAAAGAAAAGCAUGCGCGUCGAGUGCUAGAUGCAUUAGUAAGUGAGUUGAUCGCAAUCGAAAGCCGGGUAGUUGCAUCCGACGUUGCCUGUGAAGCUGUUGAAACGAGGGAAAAUAUGGUAUCUCGGGUCUUAGACUUAACUAGCAAACGUAAAAUCCGUCGUUGUAUUGCAAAGUGGCGUAGAUUCACUGCCUUGCAAAUGCGCCGAAGGAAAGAAAAGCAAACGUUUCCAGCUUGCCCCUCGCGUAUGGUAUUCAGUCAACAAAUAGCUUCAUUGAAAUCUAAAGGCGAGUCGUCGGGCGUAUCCUUGAAGCGCAAAUCUCUUGUCGAGCAAAGCGUUUCUGUCAAACGUUGUAACUCUCUUUCGGAUCUUCAAUUUAACUUAAAGAAAAUAAGUUUGUCAUUGGCCGAACAGAAAUUUGAUUUACUGCCGCUGCUUGAACGAUCACCAUCAAUUUGUUUUGCCAAAGAACGGAACCGCUGCUGGAAACUUAUCAUUUUGGCUAUCAAUAAUGAUAAAGUUGGAGAGUUUUUUCGGCAUUGGUUUGGCUUCUUUAGAGCAAAACAAACUACAGACGGGUGGCUGUACACGGAAACAAGGGCAGAUCAAAAUCGUAUCACGUUCUGCGUCCGUUUCGUGACCAGUUGUCAACAAAUAUCCGAACUUUUGCAAGGAGCAAAUGCUCUUCUUGUGGUUUACGAUCCUACUUCGGAGGUUGAAAACACGUUACAUAGCCUAGCCCAGUCUGUUCAAGUUCAGUCAAAGUAUUUUCCGCUGUCUGUCGCGUCUAUCGCAUCGAAAAAUCAUUCUAAAAAAAUUUGACCGUCUUGUGUGCAUUCUGAACCCAUGCUGCCACACAACUCUAAGCUUUGAAGAACCAAGCAUCGAUAAACAUUGUAAACUUAUCGAACUUUUCUCAACUCUGGUCCAAGCGGGGCAAAUAACCGCCAUCUCGCCGUCCAGUCGCGUGUGCACAACAACCAUGUGGGAACUGGCAAACAGUUUUAUUUCCCAUAAGGUCCUGCCUACGAUCUAUCGUGAUAU